AUGUUAAUUUCAGGAAAAGAGUAUGCAAGUCAAGUAAUUAUGGCAGAAAAAAACAUCCUGAAAAGUUCUGAGAGCGCAGCUGAAGAAUUAGUGAAGGAAGGAAAAGACGGUUUAAUGGAAAAGUUAUCAGGAAAAUUAGACGAAAGUAAAGGAAAGUUUGAAAAACUGGAGAGCAAAGCAAAAGUAGCAAUCUCUGACUUUUUUUCUGAUACUGGUGAGGCUGGGCAAGAAGUUAAAAGUAUAGUGGCUGAUAAGAUAAGAGAUGGAGAAGAAAAAUUCAGUUACUCUGCGGGUGAAAUUCAUAAAGCAUUUUCAAGAACUGCUAAUACUUUAACUGAAUCUGGUAGAGAGAUCAAAGUCAAAAUUUCGGAAAAUGUAGGAAAUCUCAGAAGUAGAAUGAACGAUGUAAUGGAGGGUAUUAGCAAUACUGCUUCUGGAGAAACUCAAGAAUUGAAUGCUCGAAGUGUUGUUGCAGAGGCAAGAAAUUCGAAAAAGUCAGAAGAUGACAGUAAUGAAGAAAUUAGCAAUAAGAUUUUGGGAAUGUCUUCUGUUGACGACAUAUUGAAGAGGCUACAACAAACUGAAAGUCAGGCACGAGACAGCAAAGCAGAAAUUAGUGACUUAUGUUCAGAAAAAAUGGCUGAGUUAGAAGAAAUCAGUGGCAAAGAUAAUGUGAAGGUUGCUGGAAAUUUGGUUAAUUUAAUGGGAUCAGAUUCAAAAGACUUAAAAGAAAUCAGUAGUGAGAAUGCUGGUCGCAGUGAACAAGCUUCUGAUUCCAUCGAACUGUCAGUGGAUGGAACAGGAGAAAGAUGGAAAGAAGGUCUAAAUGAGAUGACUAAUAAUGGUAAAAUGAAGAAAUUUGAAGAAUUCUUUUCUGAAGCAAUUAAUCCUUCAAGUGCAAAACCAAAUGAUUUGAUUGAUUUUGCAAACACCGAAAUAACAUUGGAAAAUGAUGGAAUUCACAAAAAAUCAUUCGAUGAAGAACAUGACUUAUUAGGAGACAAACAAGAUACACAAAAACCGCCUAAUAAGGAACUGAAACAAAAUAAUCAUACUUCUUCUUAUUUAGAUGAUAAUGCACUGGUCAAUACGUCAGUCACAUCCCUACCCAAGAUUUCUAAGAAAUCAUCAGAUGAGAGUGAAUCUGCAGUUGAAUUAAAUGAUACUAAAAAAAGAAUUGUUCACGAACAUAUGGGUGGGAUGUAUAUGAAAGAGAAAGAAGAAAAGGAUGUUGAAGUUGAUGAACUUAUUGAAUCUUCUGAAUCUCCUAUAUCUCCAUCGAAUACUCCUCAAGAUUUUCUAGGCGCCCCAGAUUUCGGUGGUUUGCAAAGCACCAUGAUGGAUGUUUUUGGUAAAGGUAGUGGGAAGAAAAUGCAAGAGGAGAUUUUGGGAAAAUCAAACAUGGAAUCAACUGAUAAUGACAGUGCAAAAUAUGGUGAUAGUCAAAAAACAGUAAAUUUAGACAUUUCCAAAAUCAGUGAAGCGGACGUUUCUUUGGAUGACAGGACAAACAGUGACCAUAAAUUUAACGAGACAAAUCGGGAAAGCUGUGAACACACAAUCGAUUUGGAUACCGACAAAAUUCCCAUUGAUGAAAAGGGCGAAUCUGAAAUAAAAAGUAUCGAAGAAGUAAAUUUUCAGCUAUCAAAUUACCGUUCACAAGCUUUCUCCACUUCUGCUGAGAGCACACCAGAACAAUCUGUGAAUCAAGUGACAGCUCUUAUUCCACCACGAGAGAAUAUCGUCGAUGCGUCUGUAAAUAUAUCAGAACAUGCCAACAAAAAGGUAGAUGAAAUAAUUGGCGAAUGCAAAGAUUCACAAAUUCUUUUGGAAGAUAAAGAUUUCACAUGUGAUGGGGAUUCAGUCAGUGAUGAGUUUAAUUGUCAUCGAGCAAGAUUUGAUGAACGUGCUAAAAGUCUCGAUGUGAAUGGAGGCGGGGGUGGUGUAGAGAUGCGGGAUUUAUCGGGUAAAAAAACUGAUAUUUCUGGAUCAUUAAUUAAGCAGUUCGAAGACAGGCAGCGAACUCUUUCACUGAAUACUGAAGAAAACCUAAGAAAUCAGCUAAGGCACCUAGUACUAGGUGUACCCAUUCCGGUUAAGGUCGAAACCAAGUUGGAAUCGACGGAAAAUGAUAAGAAGCCGCCGUUUGGUGUGGCUGGCCCUGGAGAGAUUCUGAUUGAGACGACACUGGUAUCAGAACCUACGCCGCUCUUGUAUCCGAUACCUUCUGUUAAUGACUUCGAAAACACUGAUAUUCCUGAAGAGACAGAAUUUCAGCAUUUCGAUGACGAAACAAUGCAAGAAUCUGAUUUUGCUAAAGAACUGCAAGAUGACAAGAAAGUCGAUGAGCAGAUGGAAAGGGAUCUAAAUCUGUCGCAUGGCAUCGAUUUCACGUCAGCUAAUGAAAAUAAAGAUGAGUUUAAAAGAUCAGUUGAGCCAAACGAUACUGAAGUGAUGCAUCUAUCCCAUAAGGAGGCACGUCAAACUAAAAGUAUACGAGAAGGCGGUAGCAAAUUAUCUGACGAACCUGGAAUUAUCGAAGAUCAGAAUAUGGUACCUAAAAAAAUGGUAAUUAAGGAAUUAGAGCAAAAACUUGAAGUUAAGCCUCAGUCUACGGUCAGUGCAAAUAUCACAGAAAAUUUUGAAUAUUCUGCUAGUUCUUCUUCAUCAUUUGAGCAUUCGCCAUUGCCACUACUAAAAUACAAAUAUUUACAAAAGACACCUCAAAAACCAUACAAAAAUGCACCUCCACCGGUACCACCGAAGAAAAAAUCUGUUGAAAUGAUACUUGCAGAAGAGGCCAAAACUGUCAGACAACGCUUGUUAAGGGAAUCGCAAAGACUACAUGGUGGAAGUGGGCCUUCACAAGAAGAUUUAAGGGAGGAGGAAGUCAAGUUUAAAAGCCAAACAGAAUCAAAUAUUAAAGAAUCAGAAAACAAAGAAGUUUCUGACCUUCCAAUUAGUGAACAUCGAACUACUCAUUCAUCAAUCGCAGAGUCCGGGAAAGUGGAUUCAGUGAUGCCAGAAAAGAUUCAGACGAUAGAAGAGACGGCAGAUGUUAUCCCAAAUGUUAUCCCAGAGGAUACCAAAGUCGAAAAAAGCAAAACAGACACUUUGAGAUCGAAGGCAAAUUCCGAAGGGCAGUCAGCGAGAAGACGGUGCUCAAUACUUUAA
Molecule: messenger RNA, 3174 nt
Organism: Thelazia callipaeda (thelaziosis nematode)
Lineage: Eukaryota; Metazoa; Nematoda; Chromadorea; Rhabditida; Thelaziidae
Source: the annotation of a GenBank genome assembly